AUGGAUUCACCUGGAAAUGACAAGGGCAAGGACUCUCUAACAAGGUUACACACAGUAACACUCACCAAUGGGGUGGAUUCAUCCAAAGAGGGAGAGACCAGUCCUUUUUGCUCUAAAGAACAGGCAAAGCAAAGCAUCGAUGGGCCCAUUGUGUCUGCCUUUAAACAAGCAAAAUUGGAAAAGGAAGCCCAGAAGAACUGGGACCUGUUUUAUAAAAGAAAUAGUACCAAUUUCUUCAAAGACAGACACUGGACCACCAGAGAGUUUGAGGAACUGAGGGCUUGUCGAGAGUUUGAUGAUCAGAAGUUAACUAUCCUUGAAGCUGGCUGUGGGGUUGGAAACUGCUUAUUUCCCCUUCUAGAAGAAGAUCUCAAUAUCUUUGCUUAUGCCUGUGAUUUCUCACCCCGAGCCAUUGACUAUGUUAAGCAAAACUCUCUGUAUGAUACAUCAAAGUGUAAGGCAUUCUGUUGCGAUCUGACCCAAGAUGAUCUCCUGGAACACGUCCCAGCAGCCUCCAUUGAUGUUGUCACCUUGAUAUUUGUGCUUUCCGCUGUUCACCCUGACAAGAUGCACCUGGUCUUGCAAAAUGUUUACAAGGUAUUAAAACCAGGGAAAUGUGUCUUGUUUCGCGACUAUGGGCUGAAUGAUCACGCAAUGCUUCGGUUUAAAGCUGGCAACAGAUUGGGAGAAAACUUUUAUGUCCGGCAAGAUGGAACCAGGGCCUAUUUCUUUACUGAUGUGUUCCUGGCUCAGCUCUUCCAGGCAGCAGGUUUUGAAGAAGUGGUCAAUGAAUAUGUGCUUCGAGAAACUGUGAAUAAGAAGGAGGGUCUGUGUGUACCAAGAGUUUUUCUUCAGAGCAAAUUUCGGAAGCCUCCAAGGACACCUUGAGUCUCACCACUGUGAUCACAUGCCUUAACCUUCACAGAAUAAUGCCAUAUGGCACAAAGGGGCACUUUUAGGCUCCAUCUUCGCUCUGAUAUACAUGCAUUUUGUCACAAUUUAGGAAUUUAAUUCUUCAGGGGAUCCACUAUCUUACAAAUGAGGAUCUUUCCUCUAAUGGUUCGGAGCACAGACCAUCCUCACCUUCUUGUCAUGUCCUCCCUACAUCCUUCAUGGGUGGUCCCUGCCCCAUAGUAGAGGCCGCCUUCUGGUCAGCAGUUCUUACCCUGCAUCUGUGACUUUUUCUCAGUAAUAGUUCAGUAAGUGUCUCAGCACAACUGGUCUCCUUCAUAACCUUAUGCAUCUUCCUUUAUGUAUUUAAAAUCAUGAUUCUGAGAAUAGGCAUCUAGAUUUUGUCAGACUCCCAAAGGGGCCUGAGACACAGACAGAGACUUGAGGUGUUUGGGCGUGCCAUUGCUGCCCGGCAAGGGCUCCUCAGCCCUCCCAAUCUGUUCUGCAGCCAGCCCACUUCCUUUUUCAGUCAUUCUAGAGGAUACCUCUGUGCCUAAUACAUGGUAGCCUGAGACUUUGGAAGGUGAAGUCAAACAUAAGAGACUUUGUAUCAACCCUCCAUCUUCUCUCAGAAAUGAACCCCACUCAAGGAGGGGGCAUGUGGAAGCCAUCAUGGAAGAAGCCAUGCGAUGCCAGUCCACUGGCAUGUUGGGUCUUGAACCUCUGGAGAUACAGUACCACAAAGGAUGUGUGCCAACAAGAGAUAGCCAGGGCUGGCCUGAGAGUCAUGGAGUACAGAAGAAAUGGGACUUUGUCCCACUUCCCAAGUCCAAAGAGGGUUUAGGCCACAUGCCCCAAUUUUGUUUCAGAAAAUAUGGUCAGAAGACUACAUGUAGUGUGGGAAUGAAGUAAGACUUGGUGCCCAACCUCCAAGAACUCUCACACAGACAGGAUUUGGGGAUCCUUGUCAGGUGAUGCAGGCCUUAGUUGCCGAGCAGUUUCUACUCAUCCUAGAACUUUAUUCUCAAGGUGGACCAUUAUAAGAGACAAAUGGAAGGUGGGGGGAUCCCAUUCCGUCUUAAUUAUACCCCAAAUGUGGACCUCCCCAACAGACGAAGACAUCAUCUAGCUCUAGAGCUCAACAGGACCUCCAAGGAAGGAUAUCUACAAAGAGUGAGCAUGGCAUCAGCAUCUCAGUAUGAGUAGCAAGUGUUCUGUUCUUCACAGCCAACUUCAGGCACCCAAAUCCUGUGUCACUGCACCUGGGGUAUCCUGGAAAUGCUUGUUUCUGGGGAUUAUUUUAAAACAACCAGCCAAGAGAAAGGUGGGGAUGUUUACAUCUUUUUUGAAAAUAAAGGGAGAUUUUUAAUAAAUAUA
Gracilinanus agilis (Agile Gracile Mouse Opossum) is the source of this 2268-nucleotide messenger RNA. RefSeq names its product methyltransferase 6, methylcytidine (gene METTL6). NCBI's taxonomy places the organism in Eukaryota, Metazoa, Chordata, Mammalia, Didelphimorphia, Didelphidae. The record is from RefSeq and is a predicted model, not a curated record. Bases 1 to 888 code for a protein of 295 amino acids. The transcript has 5 exons.